Messenger RNA from Perca flavescens (yellow perch), 1716 nucleotides. Its product is annotated as G-protein coupled receptor 55. Gene Ontology annotation, cellular component: plasma membrane. Gene Ontology annotation, molecular function: G protein-coupled receptor activity. The transcript has 3 exons. Gene Ontology annotation, biological process: positive regulation of Rho protein signal transduction; phospholipase C-activating G protein-coupled receptor signaling pathway. The coding region runs from base 74 to 1021 and encodes 315 amino acids. NCBI's taxonomy places the organism in Eukaryota, Metazoa, Chordata, Actinopteri, Perciformes, Percidae. The record is from RefSeq and is a predicted model, not a curated record.
CAGACAGUCAGUCAGACAGACACACUCAACGUUUGAUUAGAGACUGCCAUCCGUGAGCAGCGGCAGCGACACCAUGACAAACUGUUCGCUUGACGUGGUGGACAACCUGAUGAGAUAUUUGGAGCUGGCCAUAUACCUGCCCAUCUUCCUCAUUGGUCUGAUUCUCAAUGUUGCAGCGCUCUUAGUGUUCUGCUUCUUUCUGCGGAAAUGGACAGAGUCAACUAUCUACAUGACUAGCUUGGCUUUGAUGGACCUGCUCCUCCUCUUCCCUCUUCCCUUCAAAAUGCACGCCAGCUAUCACAGCUGGCCUGCUAACCUCCAACCUCUCUGUUCGGUCUUGGAAAGCCUGUAUUUUGUUGGGAUAUAUGGCAGCAUCUACACCAUCGUGUGUAUAGCUGUGGACCGAUGGGUGGCUAUCUGUCACCCGUUCAAAGCCAAACAACUGCGUUCACCCAAAGCGGCUCUGGGGACAUGCACGGGGGUCUGGGUGCUGGUGCUGGCAGCGAUCUUUCCAACCAUCUAUCGCUUCAGAGAGGCCGGGCAGGGGGACUUUCGCUGUUUCCACCAGUUUUCAGAGAAAGGCUGGAGCCCUCCGGUGAUCAUCUGUCUGCAGGUGUUUGGGUUCCUGGUGCCUGCACUGGUGGUGGUCUACUGUUCGGUGCAGACCAUCUGGGCGCUUCAGCAGUCCGGCCAGCACAGCCCCCAGAGCCGGGCCUGUGUGAAGAUCAUCUACAGCAGUCUGAGUGCUUUCCUGCUGCCUUUCACCCCCAGCCACCUGGGCAUCAUACUGCAGUUCCUGGUACACCAAGGAAUGAUUCAAGACUGCGGCAACAAAACCAGGAUUAGCCUGUUUAUACAGAUAGCUAUGUGUCUGUCCAACAUCACCUGCUGUCUGGACGCUCUGUGCUACUACUUCAUCGCUCGUGAGGUGAGGAGCACCAAACACACCUUCAGGAUGUCAAUGAUCAGCCAAAGAAGAGCCACCUUCAGCACUUCUGAACACAAAGACAAUACAAGGUAAAACAUAUAUUUGUCCUCAUUGGAUGCCUGGUGGUGAAUACAAGAUCUGGCAUCUUGAGUUUUAGCACGCCAGUGAAACUGAAAAAGAGCCAGUAUUGUUUCCAGUAGCUGAUAAGCAAGUGUAACAUGCACUAAGAGUAACGGGUCAGAGUGCAAGCUCAACUAACCACAGUGCUUGAGAGUAAGGUUUAGAAGGGAAAGGAUCUGACAAUCUCUGGUACAUGAUUUGGUCCAGUGACAGGAAGCACCGUAGACGCCUGUGUAACCUCAGAGAGCUCCUAUACCCAAAAUGUAGGCUGCAAAACGAAAAUCCACCAAACAAGCCACAAUGUGACUUCUUCCUGUAAUGAUUUAUGGAUGAGCUUGCGAGAUGGCUUAAGGCACCUUCAGGUCAUCCGGUCCUGCACACUGAGAACCUGAUGUGGGGUACAAUUAAUUUCAAAGCAGUGAAACCGGGAACCAGCAGCUCAUUGCAGAGCUUUGUAGUCUACUGUAUAUGCUCAAGAAGUCAAGUCAAAGGAGCUCUUACCGUUCUGAAGACCAAGCAUUUAAGAUCAGGGCUGAUACACUUCACCACAACUUGAUUCAAAAGAUACAGUUAGUGGGCGAUCUCUAGUUCACUCGGUAAGAGGUGCGCCCCAUGUAGGCUGAGUCCUUGGCAGCGGCCCCGGUUCAAAUCCAACCUGCUGCCCUUUU